AUGAAUUUGAAAGUAUGUGUGUGCUUACCUUUCUUCUGCUAUCCAGAUUCAGUUGUCAAUCCCAAGAAAAUGAUUUGCAAUUCUAUCGGCAAUGUGAUCAGUUCCAUAGUCUUUGGACACCGGUUUGAAUAUAACGAUCCAAUGUUUCAACUCAUCCAAAAGGCUGUUGAUGACUACUUCAAUGUUCUCAGCAGUCCUAUAGGAGCGAUGUUUAACAUGUUCCCUCGAAUUGUUUGGUGGUUUCCAGGCAAACAUCAUAGAAUGUUUGCCAUCAUAAACCAGGCCAAAGAUUACAUGCGGGCGCAGGCAGAACUUCGUCUUAAGAACCUGGACACCUCUGACCCUCAGGACUUACUCGAAGCAUUCCUAAUUAAAAUGCUUGAGGAGAAAGAUGAUCCCAACACUGAGUUCUGCUAUGACAACAUGGUGAUGACUGCAUGGAACCUGUUUAGUGCUGGAACAGAAACAACAUCUUCCACCUUAAGACAGUCCUUUCUGAUGAUGAUGAAGUACCCUUCUAUUCAAGGGAAAGUUCAGAAAGAGAUAGACGAUGUGAUUGGCUCAAAAGUUCCAACUGUUGAUGACAGAGUUAAAAUGCCCUACACGGAUGCAGUCCUCCAUGAGGUCCAGAGAUUCAUGGACCUCGCCCCCACCUCUGUCCCCCACAAAGUAAUCAGAGAUACAGAGUUUCACAACUACCUCAUCCCAAAGGGUACCAUGGUCUUGCCUCUGUUCUCCUCUGUGCUGUGUGAUCCUGAACUGUUUCAAAACCCAGAUGAGUUUGACCCAGAGAACUUCCUGGAUGAAAACGGACGCUUUAAGAAAAAUGAUGGAUUCCUCGCUUUUGGAUUGGGGAAGAGGGCGUGUCUGGGAGAGGCUCUGGCCAGAAUGGAGCUGUUUCUCUUCUUCACCUCCCUGCUGCAGCGCUUCACCUUCAGUGGGACCCAACCCCCAGAGGAGAUCAACAUCAACCCAGAGUGUGCCAGUUUUGGUCGCAUGCCAUGUUCCUAUGAAUGCUACAUCAAAGUCAGGAACGUGGAGUGACCACCUUCCUGUCUGGAGCAGUAACUGGCUGGAUGUUAGCUGCAUUUUCCUUUUACAUCUUUUCAUUGUAGAAAACUCUGGAGGUAGUUUAGGGAAUUGCAUCUUACCAUAAUCUACAGUUACAAUCUCUAAGGUAUGGUUUUAUAUUUCUAGGUUAAUUUGCAUCCAAAAUAAUUCAUUUAAAAGCUUUUUUUAAAGAUUGUAUCUCACCACUGUCAGUCUAGUACUAUCCCUCCCACGCCGAACCAACCUGGACUAGCUGAAACUACACUGGUUGGUAAGGGAGGAGGUAGAGGACGCAAGUCAUUUAAUAGUUUGAAUUAAGUCUUGGAAACAUUUGAGGCCGGAUUCUACAGUGACUCUUCAAGCCACUUUCAUAUUGUUAGUAUAUUCACAUUUGAAUUGCUUUGCAAAUCUGUCGGCAAUGUGAUCUGCUCCGUCUUUGGACACUAGUUUGAACAUGAUGAUCCAAUGUUUCAACACAUUCAAAAAGCUGUUGAUAACUGCUUUCGUGUUCUCAGCAAUCCUAUAGGCGUGGCAGAAUAACUUUUCAAAUCAUUAAAUAGAAUCUUCAAUUGCUGCCAGUAAGAAAUUGCCAUAUUGAAGGUUUCUCAUGUAAAUUUUUACAAAAUGCAUUUGGGCUAACCAAGCUAAUGUUCUGACUAACAAAACACUGCCUUUCCUACAGUUGUACAAUUUUUUCCUUAGAAUUGUUGGGUACCUACCAGGCAAACACCAUGAGAUGGUUGCUACCAUAAACUAUGCCAAAUAUUACAUUCGAAGGCAAGCAGAACUUUGCCUUAAAAACCUGAACACUUCUGACCCUCAUGACCUAAUUGAAGCCUUCCUGGUUACAAUGUUAAGAAGUAGAAAACAUGUCAUGAUAAUCACUUUGGAAGUUAAUCAUACAUAUUUUGCAAAUAUGGACUGUGGUGUGAUAUAAAUGACCAUUAUAUGAAUUAAUUUAUUUUCAGAGUGAAUCCACUGUAAAUCCACAGUGCGUUUUGCAAUAAUUAGCGCAGUAUGUGGAAAUGAAAUCAACUAGCCACCAGAUGUCACAGUUUGCUAGCAAGACUGAUGGUUUAUGCAGUCUUUUAUAUCCUCUUAGGUGAACGAUGAAUCCAACACUGAGUUUAGCUCAUGCUCACUACACCACAUUAGCAGUAUUGUUUAGCAGUUAGUCGUGUGCUUCUGGUCAACAUGCACUACAGUCUAGGUAAUCUACUGUAGUUCUUAUCUAGGGUAAGGGUGUAUUAGGUGGGGUGUUUCUUACUACCUAAAAGUGUAUUAGGUGAGUUCUGUUCUCUAGCCUUUUUUGUUUGUAGCAUUUAGUGUUGUUAGGGUGCUUUAGCCUCAUCCUGUUUUUCCAUUUAUUUUGGCUACUUUUUGUUUUUCAUUUAUUUUGGCUAGGUAUUUGGGCACUUGCCCUCUGUAGCCUUUUGUUCAGCCUGUGUGAUCAAUACACCACCUACACCUGAGCCUGAGCCUGUGGCUCGAGUCUGUUCCAAUGCACCCUCUGUGACAACUGGAGUGAUAAUUCAUUUAGCCUGUUUGGCAGUCAUAUCUGUGUUUGAUUACUUGUUGUGUACCUGUUUUGGUAACUUUUGUGUUCUUUUGGGUGAUUUCUGGGAUUCAUUUAUUUUGGGACUGUAUCUAAGAUUGUAGGGACUAGUUCUGUUCAACAUCCACUAAGGCACAUCCUUGAAUGUGUAUCCCGACACCAGUUGGGUGAUGUAUGGCCAGUUUGUGAUGAUCAGUUUCCAUUUAUAAAUUUUUUCUUGCUCAAAAGUACAACCAGGAAAGCCCGAUGAAAAAUCUAAAGAUGCUUUAGUUUAAGGCAGUGAUUAAAUACUUAUGUGAAGUGAAUCUGAGUGUUAUAUUUGAAGUGGAAACAGGUAGAAUAAAGAGGUGUAGCCUGGAUCAAGGAAGGCAAUCCAUCUACAUAUUGACAUCAGGUACUUUUGUGUUUGUUUGGGUUACUGUUUAGAAACUGUUUAGUUUGUGUUCACAUCCCCAGAGUGUGCCAGUUUUGGCCACUUGCCACAUUCCCAUGAUUGCUACAUCAAAGUCAGGACCAUGGAGUGACCACCUUCCUCUCUGGAGCAAUAACUGGCUGAAUGUCAGCUGCGAUUUCCUUUUCCAUCUUUUCUCUGUAGACUACUGUUGAGGGUGUUUAGGGAGUCGAAGGCAUCUUACCAUAAUCAUUAAGUACAAUCUCUAAGGUAUGUUUUGGCUAAUUUGCAUCCAAAAUGUCUUUGUCAGUGUUGUACAGUACAUCACAGCCUCCCUAUUUAGUGAUGGCCAAAUGAGGCUUCAUUAGCGUUAUUUUAGGCGCAGGAUAUUAUGCUGGUAGCAUAAUUUAUUUUAAUUUUUAUGACAAUCAAACACAUAUAUAUUAACAAAACAAUGUGGGGCAACCACACAACUCAUUAAAUAAUAUUUUAACAGUGUUUCUAUCAGUGAAGUCAAGGCUAGAAAUAAAGUGGAAAAGUUAGUACUGCCUUUGAUUUCAACUUUAUUUUGAUGCACUGUAUGAUAGUAUUCCUUCAAUCUAUAUUAUGAACCCAAAUAAAAAUUAAAUAUGUAAUCAUGCAUACAUUUUUCAUAGUGUAUGUAUCUUUAUCUCAGAAGGCGGAAACCCCCUCUCACCAGACAAGAGGAUCCCCUUGAUUCUGUCCUUAUUUAACAGGAUACAACAAAUAAAGACUUAACUCUCUAUCCCUCAGCCCUUGAAUUCUGCAAUGAUGUCUGCUCUCACCCUUCCUCUACUCACUCUACACCAACUACUGUACUUCCAGUAAUGGAUCUCUCAACCUGUUGAAGUAGGCAGAUGACAUCACUCUGGUCCAUGUACAGAGACGUUGACUGCUUGGUGGCCUGGUGCCAUCAGAAUAACCUGAGACUUGAAACAUCUAACAUUCAUCUUCAGGUGGUUGUCUUCAGGAAAGGCCCCCCAACCUCCACACAUUGAGAGUUCAGCUGUUUGUUCAGUUGAGUGCUUCAAAUUCCUUAACUUUGCUCAUAUUCCU
Messenger RNA from Esox lucius (northern pike), 4073 nucleotides. Its product is annotated as cytochrome P450 2M1-like. Gene Ontology annotation, molecular function: heme binding; iron ion binding; oxidoreductase activity, acting on paired donors, with incorporation or reduction of molecular oxygen, reduced flavin or flavoprotein as one donor, and incorporation of one atom of oxygen. Gene Ontology annotation, cellular component: intracellular membrane-bounded organelle; cytoplasm. Gene Ontology annotation, biological process: xenobiotic metabolic process. The record is from RefSeq and is a predicted model, not a curated record. NCBI's taxonomy places the organism in Eukaryota, Metazoa, Chordata, Actinopteri, Esociformes, Esocidae. Bases 1 to 1044 code for a protein of 347 amino acids. The transcript is spliced from 6 exons.